Molecule: messenger RNA, 2257 nt
Organism: Galleria mellonella (greater wax moth)
Lineage: Eukaryota; Metazoa; Arthropoda; Insecta; Lepidoptera; Pyralidae
Gene: Atg6
Product: beclin-1-like protein
Exons: 1
Coding region: 215-1495 (426 amino acids)
Biological process (GO): late endosome to vacuole transport; autophagosome assembly; autophagy
Cellular component (GO): phagophore assembly site; phosphatidylinositol 3-kinase complex, class III, type II; phosphatidylinositol 3-kinase complex, class III, type I
Source: RefSeq, a predicted model, not a curated record
AAUGUCACAUUUUGGAUUUGACAUUGCGUUCUAAACGAAAAUAUUAUUCUAUAAUUUUUCUUUGUUUGUCGUGGACAAACAAUUAUUAAUUAUUUUGCUUUAUGUACAAAUGAUCUCAAGUUUAUUAAUGAUAUUAGGACAUUAGUAUAAUUAAUUAACUGUAUCAGUUUCUUUCGAGCUUCGCACAUGACGCAAUAGCGAAAGGUGACCAAAAAUGAGUGAUACAAAGUCAUUUAUAAAUUUCUCCUGCCAACGAUGUUUGCAGCCUUUGAAGCUGGAUGAGUCUCUGAAUAACCUAGGUGAGCAUACCAUAGCUGAUUUGACUUUACAAAUACGAAGGAACAACGAGGCAGACCUUGAUUUACAGUCGUCGAGUUUGGAACAUUAUGUGCCGCCUUUUCGGAUGUCUGAGUCUGGAAAUGGCACUAAUGGCUUUAUGGUUAUUUCUGACGGAUGGGAAACUACAUCUUUAGGUCACCAACUGCAUGUAAAAGCUACUCUAUUCGACUUGCUGUCUAACAAUUCGGAUGUCGACCAUCCAUUGUGUGAUGAAUGUACUGAUACGUUAUUAGAAUUAAUGGAUAAUCAGUUGAAGCAAACGGAAGCCGAGUGGAAGGAUUACAGUGAUUAUUUGAAGAAGUUAGAAGAUGAUAAAGAGGAUUUGAAUUUAGAGGGAUUGGAGAAAGAACUGGACGAUUGGAGACAGGAGCAAACUAGAUUAUUGCAAGAGUUGUCUGCACUGCAGAAAGAGGAGAAGGCUAUGAAUGACGAGAUAGAAGUGCAGGAAAAAGAGAAAGAAAGGUUGGAGAAGGAGCAAGAUGUCUAUUGGAAAGAGUAUACUCGUCAUCGGAAAGAGCUGAUGACAACAGAAGAUCAAAUGAAGUUUUAUGAAUGCCAGCUGGCAUACACUCAGUCGCAGUUGGAGAAAUUGAAGAAGAUGAAUGUCUUCAAAGCAACAUUCCACAUUUCUGAUUCAGGACAGUUUGGUAUAAUAAAUAACUUUAGACUUGGACGUUUACCAACUGCUCCAGUAGACUGGUCAGAAAUUAAUGCAGCUUGGGGUCAGACUGUUCUGUUGCUGUCUUCGUUAGCACGGAAGAUCAAUUUCAUGUUCCAGCGUUAUCGUUUAGUGCCAUAUGGCAAUCAUUCGUACAUUGAAGUUAUAGAAGAUCAAAAAGUUUUGCCAUUGUAUGGGUCGGGAGGUUUUCGAUUCUUGUGGGACACGAAAUUUGAUGCUGCAAUGGUAGCGUUCUUGGAUUGUCUCCAGCAGUUUAAAGAACAAGUGGAGAAAGGAAAUACAGGGUUUUGUUUGCCAUAUAGAAUAGACAAAGGAAAGAUAGAAGACACUGCAUCACCACCACACGCCUAUUCUAUCAAAAUACAGUUUAAUUCUGAAGAACAUUGGACCAAAGCUCUCAAGUACAUGUUAACAAACUUAAAGUGGGCUUUAACAUGGAUAUCAUCACAAUUUAGUGAAGACAGAAUUGAAAACUAGAUAUAAUUUUUGUCUGUGAUAUUUGUUUACUUCAUAUUGUUGAAGAUAGCAUUUUAAAAACAGUAAUACCUCGUACUUAUGCAUAGGUAGCACUGAACAACAAUCCCAUAAGUUGGGAUAUAAUCAUUAACGCGUAUCUGUGAGAUCCUGGCUCCUAGUAAUGCAUCCAUUUAAAGUGACAUGUUCUGAUAUGCACAUUAGCUUAAUAAUGUGGAUAAAAUGUGAGUAAUCUAGGUUUGUGUGACAUUUAAACAAUAAAAUCGAUGAGUUUUGAAGAUUGCGUAUUUCUGGAUCCAUGUAAGUCUGCAUAGCAUAAGUUGAGGUAUUAUUGUAAUAAUAUUUAUUCCUUUAGAAAAAACAUAAAUGCAAAAUAUAAUAUUUACAGUUAUUUCAAAUAGAUUAGAAUCAUACUGUAACAUCCAUGGUACCAUUACACACAUUUCUAUUCCUGAGGACUAAGGUGUUAUUUUUCCAUAUCCUAUAAAGUUCCAGUGAACAAUAUUGAUCAAACUGCUACAGUGAAGUUUAGAAACAGCCAUGGAAAUUCCCUCUCCUAAUAUUAGUAUAUAAAUGAAUGACUAUUAUUUACAUGUCACUCAUUUAAGUAUUUACCUCAUUUUAUGUGAUAAUAUCCUUUGAUUCUGUUAAUGUUAUAUUUUAGUAUUGGAGUAUUUUUUGCCAUUUAUUAGCUAAUUCAUAUACUCAUAGCCUAUUCCUAUAUGAUUUUAAAUAUCUUGGCAUGGAUUUUUAUUAAAAUAAACA